Molecule: messenger RNA, 1107 nt
Organism: Rhagoletis pomonella (apple maggot)
Lineage: Eukaryota; Metazoa; Arthropoda; Insecta; Diptera; Tephritidae
Exons: 6
Coding region: 412-1107 (231 amino acids)
Source: RefSeq, a predicted model, not a curated record
GCACUCAUAUCUAUUCUAUGUGAAAGUGCGCUUGUGUGUUUGUGUGUGUGUAUGUGUAUCCAUGAGUGCAUGUAUGUCCAGAAGAAAAGCAAGAGGAAGAAGAAGCAUUCGAGGUACACUAAGUAGCAGUAUUGGAGCCGAAAGGAAGCACUAAAAGCCAAUUCGCCAGUCCAAUAACGGGAAAACGGGAGCUGCGGAAGUAGAAGCAAUAUCAGGCAAAGGACAACUACGGUAGUAAUGGUGGAUAAACGAGAGCAAGAGUUGAAUAUCUGUGGAAUUGAAGAACUUACAAAGGAAUCACAAAAGGAGGUGCAGCGGUAAAACGCUGUAAAUUAGUUGUGGAGCAGUUUAGAAAGCAGAAGCAGCAGCAGCAGCGCAAAUUUCAGCGGCAACGCUGCUGCUACACGGAUUAUGGGCUGUGGACAAAGUAAAAUCCAUUUAUAUCCCAGAAAAUCAAAAAGCAAAGCAAAUGGAAAGAAAGGAGGUCACGCUGACUCAGAUGCUGAAACAGACGAAGAUGAAGGCCACAUUGAAGACGCAGAGAAGUGUCAAAAUCGAGAACGUGAUAAACAUGAUGAGAACGAUGAGCAAAGCAAUAAAGAUGCACAGGACAGUGAUGAGGAUGUGUCUGUAUCAUUACUGCGAGCCAAAAAUCUAUCCUUGCUGCAAAGCCAAGAAAUUUCUACGAGCCAGCAGAACUUCUUUCGCAUGCUCGACAGAAAGAUUGAAGAGGGACCCGAUUACGAUUCAUCGAGUGAGACGGAGAUCGCACUUGAAGAGGCCAGGCUGAACGCUUUAGUGCAACACUGGGAGUCAGCGAGUCUGACUGCCUCUAUUUGCUCCUCCGCCAGCCGCUCGUUGCAAACGACACCGAUUCGCCAAGCACCAGUAAAACAACUGGCAACGACCAGAACCGUGAUGCAGCCCACGGUCGCUGUACCGGUACCGAUGCCGAUGCCAGUGCAGCAACCAGUGCUGGCCACAGACUUUCUAACACACGGCGCGUCACCAACGGCGGCUCAGUUGUCGGCGGCAGCGGUAGCGGCCGAUUUCAUCAUACAAUUAAUGAGAUUGGUAAAGAAAGUGUUCCGUCUACCAGACAACUAA